Molecule: messenger RNA, 1098 nt
Organism: Maudiozyma saulgeensis
Lineage: Eukaryota; Fungi; Ascomycota; Saccharomycetes; Saccharomycetales; Saccharomycetaceae
Source: the annotation of a GenBank genome assembly
AUGGGUUCCUCUUCUUCUAAGACUACAACUACUUCCUCAGUUGUCGCAACUACCUCAACUACCUCAACCACUACCCCAAUUGUGGUUGCUACAACCUCUUCUACUACCACAGAGGCUACAUCUACCGUUCCAACCACUUCCUCUGUUGCGACUUCUAGUUUGGAAUCAUCUGUUUUAUCUUCCGUACUAAUGUCUUAUUUAUCAUCUUCGACCGCCACCAGUGAAGUUACUAGCUCGAUCGUUUCUUCGACCGCCACAAGUGAAGCUACUAGCUCAAUUGUUUCCUCCACUUAUAGUUCAAUUCCUGCUUCUAGUGUCGAAGCUACCUCCUCUUCCAGUGUUGAAACAGUUGCUGAAUCAAGUACCACUCAACGUGAAAGAUUAGAAAAUUCAUCUACUAGCGUUUCUUCUUCUUCCUCUGAACUACCUACAUCAUCAAGCUCAACCUCUGUAGUUCCUUCCUCCGUUGGUACAUCUGCUUAUUCCAGUGCCAAGCCUGUCACCUCAUCCUCCGCUCCAGCGUCUUCUAGUGAAGUUGUAACCGUCAGUACUGUUGAUUCUGUUUCCAGUUCUUCCCAGAGUCCUUCAGUGGAAGCUACUCCUACUUCUGCUGUUGUUUCUAGUUCCGAUAUAUUGCCUUCAUCUUCAAUUGCUAUCAGUUCUUCCGUUACUUCUCCUUCCUCUUCAGUUUCUAUUACUUCUUCCAUACCAUUUAGCGAUUCUGUUGAUCCUUCCACAACAACAAUUGUUGAGAGUUCUACUGCUACUUAUGUCACUACGGAUGUUAACGGUAUUUCAACUACCAUAACCACAGUCAUUUGCGAUAAUUCAAGUGUUGCAACCAACGCGGUCGUCACUGACACUUCUAAAACUACCGAAACUUUGACCACUUGCGAUGAAUGUACAAAAUCCAAGACUUCUUCUGAAUCUGUUUCUACUGUUACUGGUACAUCUACUUAUGUUGAUGGAACCACCACUGAAUAUUACACAUACACCACCACAGUUCCAUGUGAUGAAGCUACCGCUGCCGAAGUUGAGACCACUAGCACUAGUUUUACCACCAGCGUAGGUACUUCUACAUACGUUGACGAAACUACC